Molecule: messenger RNA, 1863 nt
Organism: Cuculus canorus (common cuckoo)
Lineage: Eukaryota; Metazoa; Chordata; Aves; Cuculiformes; Cuculidae
Gene: MISO1
Product: chromosome 9 C3orf33 homolog
Exons: 5
Coding region: 86-814 (242 amino acids)
Source: RefSeq, a predicted model, not a curated record
AGCUGCGGGAUCUCCGGGCGGAGCUGCGGGCGCUGGAGGAGGAGCUACGGGCGGAGCUGCGGGCUCUCCGGACGGCUCUCCGGCCAUGGCCGAGCGGCGGAGCGGGGCAGGCGAGGCCCUGAGCCGCUUCUCCGAGUGGGCAGACGCGCACCUGAGCCUCGUGCGGAGCCUCAGCACGGGGGUGGCGGUGGCUGCGGCGCUGCUGCUGGCGAGGAGCAUCCGCAUGACAACAAAGUUUACGAGUGCUGUGGAUAUACCUGUGAACUUUGUAGAAAAGAAUGUGAAAUUGCGUGGAAAAUUACAUCGUGUAACUGAGAAGGGCCUGGAAGUUGAACACAUUCCCAUUAGCGUUCCUUUCAUUACGUCGAUUCUGAGAAGAUGGCAAUCAGAAGGUCUUCUGCUGGUGAGACUUGCUGGAGUGGAGCUGGCUCCGACUGGCGUGGCCUGGCUAAAGCAAGAGUUGAAACCCAAGCAAAUGAUGUGGUUCCAGCUUCUCGGAAGGGAGGGCUUGGUGCUUGAGUGCCUUGUUUUAGUAAAUAAGGGUCGAUUUCUCAGCGUGUGCCUAAAUGAAGAGAUCUUGAGACAAGGGCUUGGCAGAACAGCGCGUAUUGAAGGGCUGCAUCAUCAUUCCCGCCUGUACUGGAAACUUCACAAAAGACUGCUUCAGGCAGAGUUAAAGGCCUUGAAGAAAAGUAAAGGAAUAUGGAAAGAAGAAAGCUACUCUGAAAGGAUUAGAGACCGUAUAAGUGAUAAUAAAUUUGUACAGACCUUGAAACAAUUUGCGAGCUGGUUAAGAAGCUCCCUUUCAAGGUAAAAAGGGAGACUUGCUUGGAGGAAUGCCAGUUACCACUGUAAUGUGCUUUAUGUAAAGUAGAGUUUAUAAUAAAAAGUAGUGCCAUAAUUUUGAGGGGUUGUGUUGAUCAGAAACCCCCUGAAGUUUCUUAAUGUUGUAUUAUAAUCCAUGUGGGAUUGAACUUCAGUACGAGUAUGCAAGCCAUGAAUUACAGUUCUGAAGCUGAACUUUUCCACAAUAAUGUUUUAAAUUAGUUGUUUAGUUUUCCACCUGCAAAAUACCCACACAGCUUGGGUAACUGUCUAGUGAAAGCUGUCGCCCUCUGGUUUUGAAGAGGGUGCAGAGUGUUGGUUCGCAGCGCACAGACCAAAAUGCUGCUCUGUUAUGUGCCAUUACUGCAUAGCCCACGCUGGUUAGGAAACUCAAUUGCAGUCCUUUACAAAGCUUGUGGUAUGUGUUUACACACAAGCAUUUUGUUUGAAUUCUAUCCUUAUACUACUUCUAUGUGUAAUUUUUGUUUUAAAGGCCUUUUAUCUUAAUAAUGGGUUGCAUUGUUGCCAAUAAAAAAGGUAAUUUGUUGUGACUGACCUUUCAAAGCUGGUAAGAUCAUAACAACUGCAGUUUCUUGGAAAGAAAGAAAUCGCUUGGUAUAGCAAAGAAUAUAAAUUAAAAUGUCAGUGAUUGAAAUUUUUAGAAGACAACAUUCAACUGAAGAGGAAAAACACUGUUUUUUUUCUGAUAGUUCUAUAAAUACCUAAAAUUAGAUGAAAAUAAAACUUUAACAUGAAAUUUGACAAGGCGAACCAUACAGUGCUGAGAACUUGAAUUCUCAUUUAUUUUUUUAAAGAAGUGUUAAGUAUAUCAGAGUGUAUUAUUUAUUUUGUAGCUAUUCUCAGAAUAAAGGUUGAGUUUCUUAUGUUGUUACAUGUUUUAUGUACCAAGCACUUGACCUCUGUUUAACUCCCACAGUCACAAUGUUUAUUUAAAGUGAAGUGUUUUACAGAUUUUCUUUCUUUCUGUGUAUUUCCUUGACAAUCAAAUGCCGGGGGAAGAGCGUGGUACAAAUAAGU